GCCACUCUUUACCCGGAAGUGGUUGCAGAGGAACAUGGCGUUGCUGGUGCGAGUCCUUAGGAACCGGAUUUCCCAGUGGGUUCCAGUAUGCAGCCGAUUGGUACCUGUGUCUUCUACACAGGCACAGUGGGGCAGGGCUCUGUCUGGUACUUUCCAGUGGCCCCAGAUAAGCCAGUCCCUAGUGUGUGGUGGAUCAGAACAGAUUCCUGGGAUAGAUGUACAGUGGAAUAGGAAGUAUCAUACCACAAAUAAGCUUUUUACUACCAAGGAUUCCCCACAGCCUGUUGAGGAGAAGGUUGGUGCCUUCACGAAGAUAAUAGAAGCCAUGGGAUUUACAGGACCUUUGAAAUACAGCAAAUGGAAGAUUAAGAUUGCGGCCCUGCGCAUGUAUACUAGCUGUGUGGAGAAAACUGACUUCGAGGAAUUCUUUCUAAGGUGUCAGAUGCCUGAUACAUUCAAUUCAUGGUUUCUUAUAACUCUGCUUCACGUCUGGAUGUGUCUAGUCCGAAUGAAACAGGAAGGCAGGAGUGGGAAAUAUAUGUGUCGGAUCAUAGUUCAUUUUAUGUGGGAGGAUGUUGAGCAGCGUGGCAGAGUCAUGGGGGUUAAUUCUUAUAUCCUGAAGAAGAACAUGAUCCUUAUGACAAACAAUUUCUAUGCAGCCAUCUUGGGAUAUGAUGAGGGGAUCCUUUCAGAUGACCAUGGGCUAGCUGCUGCACUCUGGAGAACCUUCUUCAACCAGAAAUGUGAAGAUCCUCGACAGCUUGAAUUAUUGGUGGAGUAUGUGAGGAAACAGAUGCAGUACCUGGACUCCAUGAAUGGUGAGGAUCUGCUUCUGACAGGGGAGGUGAGCUGGCGCCCUCUAGUGGAGAAGAAUCCUCAGAGUGUCCUGAAGCCCCAUUCCCCAACUUAUAACGAUGAGGGUCUUUGAUGGACUGGUCCUUCUGAACAGCUGGCCAGCUGACUUUGAAGAACUGCCAGAAGAGAGGUGCUUGUUUGGCCCAGAACCCUGCAGAAGGUGGCCUGAACUGAUCUUUGAACAGCAUCUGUCAAAUACCUGGCCCCAUUUGUAUUGAUUUUCCUUUUAGUAUGCCCAGGAGUCUGAUGUGGUGGGGUACAGUGCUGGGAGAACCCGUAGUUCUUCUGAGACAUCCUCUCCCUCACGAGAAGCCCUGAGCAAGAGCUACCCAGUACACUCCUCUGAUCCCCUCCAGUAACUAUGUGAUUGACAGCUUUUCCCAAAGGCUGCAGAGGGUUGGGGGUAAGUUAGAAAGGGGACACUUCCACCAAGGGCCCACCAUGGCCAAGGAGCAGUUUGGAAUGCUGCUGAGUCAAAACGGGUAACCACACUCUGUCCUCUGGUUUUGAGCCAUAGGGUUGAGUUGGCCAUUAAAAGACAGACAUAUCUCUGCCAUGGCUCUUUAUUCCAGGGUGUUUUUAGAAACUUAUCUGAGAUGGCAUUUGCUGUAAGCUGAGGAGCAUCACCCUGCUCAGACACAGGAUGGGGAGAGGGUCAGGAGGACCUCUGCUGCUGCUCUUGCCUCCAGUUCAUGGAGAUGUCACUGUUCUGGCCAAGGCAUAGCCUGCCAGGCUCCAUCCUCUGGGACCCAGGAGGCUUCUGAUAGCCAAGGGGCUUGUCAUAUCCUGAGUCGUUUGGAAAGAAGCCCCAAGAACAUAGGGCCCUUUGUCACUUUCCCAUUGAAUGGGGUGAGGGACAUGCUGUCUUUUCCUCUCUUGACUCCUUUAUGUGAGAUACUGGGGAGAAGAGGAAAAUAUUUUUUUCUGGCUUAGUUGUACCAUCCCAGGACCCAGCCCCAUGCCCAGCUUUCUAGCUCUUUCCUAACUUCUGGAGCAUGUGCUACAGAGCCACCUUGGUCUGUGCACUUGAGAGUCAGUCCCCUCCUCCCUGAGUAUGGGUCAUCUCUUGGGGGAUUUUCUUUGCACCGAAGGAAGGGGGCGGGGAACCAUCUUGCCCCUCCUUCCCCCAUCAAACUUCCUUCAUUUAACUUGCUAUAAAAUGAGUCAUAUAAAGAAAUUCUAUAUGGGUGAGGUAUAUCCCACUUCUGUGAAAACAUUACAAAUCAGACCGCCUUCUCUGAGUUUAUUUAAGAUGCUUUUGUUGCGAGCGGAGUUCUAGAGUGAAGCCUCCUCUGUGUGUGUGAGAUAAUAACACCUUGUAACUCAUUACAGCUGGGCACUAUUUACAUAAACCAGAGCUGAGCCAGGCAGGAAUUUGCUGAUUAAUUUAUUUUUAAUGGAGUGAAGUAUACCAUGCACCAAAAUAAACUUUACUGUGUGUACCUAA
This is a messenger RNA of Hyaena hyaena (striped hyena), 2302 nucleotides long. RefSeq names its product ubiquinol-cytochrome-c reductase complex assembly factor 1. Gene Ontology annotation, cellular component: mitochondrion. The transcript has 10 exons. Lineage: Eukaryota; Metazoa; Chordata; Mammalia; Carnivora; Hyaenidae. The record is from RefSeq and is a predicted model, not a curated record. Gene Ontology annotation, biological process: mitochondrial respiratory chain complex III assembly. The coding region runs from base 35 to 928 and encodes 297 amino acids.